GCUAUUUGAAGCAAGGAGUUUAAAGCAGUUUGAAGAUGUCUAGUGAGAAGAACCCAGAAGUGGUCGGCUGCGACGCCUCCAUCAUGAAGAACGUCUGGGAGAUCAGAGCGAGAGAGUAUGGACAGAAGAUGCAGCAGGAGCAGGAACGCAUAGAGAAGAGCGCUCUGCCCUCUAUUAACAAGGACUGGGAAGGUCGUUUGCAAGCCAGUUUUGGAAACUACAAAAGGGUGGAGAGGAAAACUAAACCUGCUGAAGAUCAGACAGACAACAAGAAUGUGUGGAAGAGCAAGAAACCCCAGGCUCCUCCUACCCCUCGCCGUGGCGCAGGUUCAGGGCCACUCGGCAGACAAGGAGACCAGAAAAGGGGCUUCUCCACUCCAGCCCCCAACUACAAGGACAAAAAGGGGCAGAACAAGAAUUUAAACAGGCUCAUGUUCCUCACCCAGACUCAACCUUCUGCUAUGGUAUGGGGGAAGUCUUGGAAGUAUAACAAAUCAUUGCCACCACCAGAAGAUGGUGCUGCAGCGCCAUCAGAUUGGGGCAAGUGCUGGAUGUUUGCUACCCAUCAGCCUUACUUUGAACCAGGCAAACCUUGGUUAAAUGGGCCUAACAUGCUGGAUCCUCAAAGCCUUCAUCUCUGUAAGAAACCUGAAUACAGAAUGGUGGAAUCACAAGAGCUAGACUUGUGUCUUCCAACUGAGGAGUGGCAGAUGUCCUGGAGAAAAUUUGACAAAAACAGUAAGAAGGGAGAUUCUGGAGAGAACGAUCCCAAAUUUGGAAUCUUCACCAUGUUGGUGGAGACUCAGCACCACAAUGAAGUCUUGUGCUCAUCAGAGUGGAGCGACUCAUGGUCAUCAACCAAGCCAGCAAGUCAGCAGGAUAAUAUUAUCAUCCAAAAUGAUGGUCUACUAAAUAAGUCUAUUUCUAACAAGCAAGAUAAUAAUGCAGAGAUGAGCCCUGAGUGGGAAGAAUGUUGGAGGCUUGUCAACCACCAUGGCUGCAACAACUUCAAUUUGCCUCAAGUUCAAAAGUGUCACAGUCCAGAGUGGGCUGAUUCGUGGAGAGCAGCCAUGGUGGUCUUAAACAACCACAAGAAUUCUGAUCCCUCUCUGAGCCAGGAUUACAGUGGCACCUGUGAUGAUCACGGCCAGCAGAAAGAGUCACAUCUGCACAAAAAAAUGCUUAAGUCUCAUGAACAGAAGUACAGAGAUCUGUACUCGAAGCUCUACAAUGAAUUUAAGGGUCUCUCUGAGUGGAGCAAGUCAUGGCAGGUAAACAAAAACAACUCUAAACCGUGUGAAGAAAUAGAGAAAGCCCUAAAUGUCUCACCACCAAAGAUGGAAACUGAUCUGGAGGCGCAGAAUGUGGAAAAUGAUGCAAAGGGGCAUUAUUCAACAUCAGAGAAAGUUGACCCACGCUAUGAGCAACUGAGACAUAGCGUAAUAUAUCACUCAAGGAGAGAAUUCACUCAAUCUCACCAGCUUCAUCUGAAACACUUGGAAAAUGUCUUAUCUGCCCCAGAAUGGAAGGACUCUUGGAAAACACUGAAACACAGAAUGAGAAUGGAGAGAAGAAGAAUGAGGCCGGACCCCUCAAGGCCUUUCAGAGCAUCUGAGAAGGGAGGAGACAGGAAGCCCACUGCAUCAGAGUGGAAAAACUCAUGGAAAUUCACCUGUCAGCCUCUGCGUCAGGAGCCUGAACAUUGGCAGCAGGGUUGGUCCACCAUGCCCCAAAUCCGAGUAGAUCGUGUGUGGGACCAGAACCACUUUGCACCUGUCGAACACCCCAAGAAUGGACCAACCGUGGAGCGAAAUUGGGGAGAAUCAUGGAGGUUCUCGAGGGUCCAGCACCGAUCAGAACUUGGGCAGGAUGGGGCACAAACCAGCCAAGGAAGAUCAAGUGUUGCUUCUCAAUUUACUGAAAAUUCACAGACACACAGGUCAUCUGGACAAACACGUCAUGCUAGGUCAGGUUCUGAUUGGCAGGAUGCCUGGAUGGUCUCAGAAACCCAGUUCCACCAUGACAAACCCUCUUUAACCCAGUGGAGGGAAGCCUGGAGGUGUUCUGUCUUCAACACAGCGCAUUGGACUGAACAGGUGCCUAGAGAGAAAAGAGUGGAUGUGAUGAUGGCGAUCCAACCCCAGAGAGAGAAAUUGUCCUUUCAUAGAGCCAACGCUAAAAUUAGCAGAUCUUUUGACAACCAGAUAUUCAGAGAAAGAUAUCCUGAGAAACAGUGGAGCGCCUCAUGGAGAGCUGGGAAAAGCAUGGGCAGCAGUACUCAGCAGCAACAUGGCAUUCCUAAUGAGUAUGGAUCUAAGUGGGGAAUGUCAUUCAGGCUCGCCAACCCCAUGCCUCACAUGGAGCAGCCCUGGGUGGAGUCCUCUCCUAACCCAUGUUACUAUAGAGUAAUGUGGUCAAGAGGAAAGAAAGUACAAAACAACAUCAACACCAAUUUCAGCAACAACCCUUCAACUUUCAGGCUUUGGGGAAAUUCUUAUUGUUUCUUGCAGGGGGCCCGUGGACAGAUGAAAAAUAAAUCUAUGUCUAAACCCAUUGAUCCUAGGGUGAUUAUGACAAAAAAUACUAAAACAAGGAAGCAUUUGUACUCCACCAUUGAGAAAGAGAAACAAUCAGACAGGAAAUGGUUAGGAUGCCACCUGUUGGGUAAAACCCAACCACGUCCCAAGAAAGGCCCUGCUUCAGGAAAAAAGCUUAAGAUGGAUGACAAAAACAAAGACAAAUUCUUUGAAGAGUGGGCAGAAUCUUGGAGAUUUUUGGUGUGUCCUCGUAGCCUGAAAAAACAGAUGCCCGGGAUGUCACUCUCAGGUUGGGAGGAGUCAUGGAAGUUCCUUCUUCCACCCUACCAGCCGAUGAAUGGCCCCAAGGCCAGAUAAAAGGCAUUGCUCAGUCAAAUUUUUCUUCAAACUUUAAACAGCGGACAACCUGAAGUAGUAAACACUGCAUAUA
Morone saxatilis (striped sea-bass) is the source of this 2967-nucleotide messenger RNA. RefSeq lists its product as uncharacterized. The coding region runs from base 36 to 2894 and encodes 952 amino acids. The transcript has 2 exons. The record is from RefSeq and is a predicted model, not a curated record. Lineage: Eukaryota; Metazoa; Chordata; Actinopteri; Moronidae.